This is a messenger RNA of Cadophora gregata, 2473 nucleotides long. RefSeq lists its product as uncharacterized. The coding region runs from base 1091 to 2290 and encodes 399 amino acids. The transcript has 4 exons. The record is from RefSeq and is a predicted model, not a curated record. Gene Ontology annotation, molecular function: sterol binding. NCBI's taxonomy places the organism in Eukaryota, Fungi, Ascomycota, Leotiomycetes, Helotiales, Ploettnerulaceae. Gene Ontology annotation, cellular component: cytosol; cortical endoplasmic reticulum; membrane.
CGCCCACGCCCACGCCCACGCCCACGCCCGCGCCCACGCCCGCCCAACCAAACUCUGAGCUGAUUUUGAUCCCUCACCCCUCCCCUCCCGCUGUUCUCCUGCGUCAUUUGCCUGCGUUUUCACUACCGGCCUCCGUCAAGUACAGUACAGUCAGUCCGUCAACCUAACCUGUACGUACCUCGCAACUCCAGGACACAGCCUCACUUAUCAACACCCCCAAGACGAAGACGAAGAACAAGAAACAGCGCUCUCCCUGCAACCCACGAAUUACAACUGCGAACAAGCACGAGGAAUACACACAAGAGGCACCCGGCACACAGUUGGUGAGGAUGGUCAGCUUGGGACAUGCGCAUCGCCGGGCCUCCGCGGCAAGUAGGUACUCUUCCAGGCUGCAUGCUCAACGCUCCAAGUACUACCCAAGAGGGAGACAGCUGGGCAUGUUGGCCAGACGUAGAGGCAUUGUGCUAAUGGUGACGUGGGAAGCAGGCGCGAGGUCUUCGGUCGAUGAGUCGAGGUCGGAUGGCCCGGAGGACGAGGUCGUGGAGCCCGAUCAGGGAAAUGGUGAGGCGUCCUACGUACUUCGACGACUUACACGAGGGGGGCAUUUACUGAUAUGGGUUGGGAAUAGUAUUGUCGCAUAUCAUCUCGCAGCUGAGGCCAGGCGCGGAUCUGAGUCGAGUGGUGCUGCCGACUUUUAUUCUGGAGCCUAGGAGUAUGUUGGAGAGAAUCACCAAGUGCGUGCUUAUUCUAUAAGGGAAUUUGAGAAAAAAGAAUACUGAUGGGAAAUAGCUUCAUGGCACACCCGGAAACCCUUCUACCUAUGCCUGAUAUCGAAGAUCCGACGCAGAGAUUCGUGUCGGUGGUUAAGUUCUACUUGAGUGGAUGGCACAUCAAACCUCCGUAAGUACUGCUUCGAGUCUAUUACAUUGGGAAUGGGAGACAUUGACGGUCAUGUAGCGGAGUCAAGAAACCACUCAACCCAAUUUUGGGAGAGACGUUUACUUGCUAUUGGGACUUUCCAGACAACACCAAAGGAUACUACAUCUCCGAACAAACCUCCCACCACCCGCCUAAAUCGAGCUACUUCUACAUGGCACCCGAGCACCAUAUUCGAAUCGACGGUUGUCUGAAGCCACGCAGUAAAUUCUUAGGGAACUCGGCUGCUAGUAUGAUGGAAGGGAUCGCUAUCCUGCGGUUCCUAAAUCGAGGAGAAGGUGGGAAGGGAGAGAGAUACAUCUUGACCCAGCCAAAUAUGUAUGCGCGGGGUAUUUUGUUUGGAAAGAUGAAGUAUGAGCUUGGAGAUCACAGUUUUGUGCGGUGUCCAGAACUGGGACUAAGUGCUGAUAUCGAAUUCAAAACAAAGGGGUACUUUGGUGGGACAUACAAUGCCAUUGGAGGCGUAAUCAAGAAUGACCAUACAGGUGAGAUCCUGUAUGAGUUAUCGGGGAUGUGGAGUGGAGAGAUGUCCAUGAAGGAUGUAAAGACUGGGAAGAAGGAAGUUUUGUUCGAUGCUACAAGAGCAAAGCAUACGCCUCCAACUGUCCGGCCUCUCGAGGAGCAAGCGGAGCGCGAAUCUCAGAAAUUAUGGUUCGCUACUGCCAAGGCUGUGAAAGAACGUAAUCACGAGGUCGCGACAGACGAAAAGACUAAAAUCGAGGACAUGCAAAGAGAUGAAGCGGCUAGGAGAGCUGAAGAUGGGGUAGAGUGGCACCCAAGACUUUUUAGACCGGUGAAAGGCGGCCCUGGAGGUCCAGAUGAGGGUGAAGAAGACUUGGAUUGGAUCUUGAACGCAAAUAUCGACGGAACUACGCCUCAGAAACAAGCAGAACAGAUCUUAGCAGUAACACCCAUCGUCCAAGGUCAAAAAAGCACCGAGAAGAACCCAAUUCCACCUCAUACCAGUAGCGACUCCUAUACCUCAACCCAUGCCGCUUCCGCUUCAUCAGAAAACCAAGCUCCUCAACCGUCACACACCAAUGACCUUAUCGAUUUCAGCCAAAGUGAUGGCGCAACGCCAAACAAUACCACAACUCCCGUUCCCACUUACCAGCCUCCAGCCGAUCUCCAAGCCGCCCAAACAGUCAAUGGUGGUCAGCAGCAGAAGGACCUAGAGAAUACGCUCAGGUCUACGAGCAAAGAGCGGACGAAUGGGAGCGCCCUGAUCGAUUUCAGUGAUGAUUUGAAGAGAGAUCUACCGACUGUGGAUGCGAAUGGGAAGAAGCUUGCGCCGUUGAAGAGGGAGGAUACUGAUACCCAGAGUUUGGAUGAGUUCGUCGACGCUGAAGGAUAAAUUUCUCUGCAUAGUUUGAAUGCGUUUCUAGCUAGCAUCUGCGUGCGAGACAUUGUCAUUUCCCUCUUAUUUGAAGCGGGAUGAAGCAACUGCAAGGAAGAUCAUAAUGAAUACAUGUGACUACCACCUAGGUAGCUAGGAUUUCUCUCCCAUAUAUAGAAGGGGUGGGAUGGAUGAAUGGGG